Messenger RNA from Symbiodinium necroappetens, 405 nucleotides. Lineage: Eukaryota; Dinophyceae; Suessiales; Symbiodiniaceae. The record is from the annotation of a GenBank genome assembly.
GACCUCUAUCCGGUUCUGGGCCGUGCGGCGGGAGACCGGCAGAGCGCAGCGCAGGCAGCAGCACAAGGCGGUGGUGCCGUGGGGCGGCCGCCGUCUGCCAGCAAUUUCUUGGCGUAUAGUUACUCCUUCAGUUCGAACCCGCAGCUGCUGGCCCAAGCGAACACUCCGCAGGCCUUCAAUCCUUUGCAACAUGUGGAUCCGGUGAAAUGGCUGCAAGCGCUGCAGUCCAACCCGGAUCCUACCUCCUGCUACCCAGAGUCCAUGGUUGGUCUUCCUUCCCUGGAGCAGCGCCUGCAACAACAGCAGAAAGCGGUUGAGGACAUGGGAUCUGCCUUGGAGGAGCUUCGUACUGGUAUGGGAAAUCUGAAGCACCACCUGCAGGCGCAAAGCUUGCAGAAGUUGGAG